Arvicola amphibius (Eurasian water vole) is the source of this 3047-nucleotide messenger RNA. RefSeq names its product proline rich coiled-coil 1 (gene Prrc1). The record is from RefSeq and is a predicted model, not a curated record. Lineage: Eukaryota; Metazoa; Chordata; Mammalia; Rodentia; Cricetidae. The transcript is spliced from 9 exons. Gene Ontology annotation, cellular component: cytoplasm. Gene Ontology annotation, biological process: activation of protein kinase A activity. The coding region runs from base 161 to 1495 and encodes 444 amino acids. Gene Ontology annotation, molecular function: protein kinase A regulatory subunit binding.
GCGCGGAGGCCAUCUUGGCGCGGGACGCGCGCUCCUCCGGUCGUCCUCGUCCUCGCUGAGCCGGAUCCCCGCGCCGGACACCGGGAUCCCGACCCCGAUCCGCGAGUGCAGCUUCCGCAUAGGCGCUCGCUCGGAGCCAGGCCACCGUAGCUGAGGGAAGAUGAUGGAAGAAAGUGGAAUAGAGACCACUCCACCUGGGACCCCUCCCCUGAACCCUGCAGGCCUGGCCGCCACCAUGCCCUCCACUGAGGUUCACUUAGCUGCAACCAGUUCCUUCUCAUCUCCCAGUGUGUCUGGGAUGGAGUCUCUGACACCACAUGCCUAUUCCACGCCUCAGCCGUCCCUGCCCCCUGUGCAGCCGUCAGCACCCCCUCCUUUUGUGCCGCUGUCUACAGCUCCUUCGUCGGCUCCCCUGAGUGGCACUUCAGUGCCACCAUCGGUGUCUCCGUCCCCUGCCAUGGCCUUCAGCAGCCCUUCCUUAUCCCCCUUCCCACCUGCGACUUCUGCCUCCGGUGCACUUUUAUCUGCGCCACCUUCGGGUCCUCCGAUAUCAGGAUUUUCUGUCGGUACCGCUUAUGAUAUCACAAGGGGCCAUGCCGGGAGAGCGCCCCAGACACCGCUGAUGCCAUCCUUCUCUGCGCCCCCAGUCACAGGUAUUCUGCCAGCCCCCAUCACUCAGCAAGCCAGUAUGUCUCUGGCACAGGGACCUGGAACCACAUCAGCCAUUACUUUCCCCGAGGAGCAGGAAGAUCCUAGAAUUAUUAGAGGCCAGGAUGAAGCACCUGCCGGUGGGAUCUGGGGCUUUAUCAAGGGCGUUGCUGGGAAUCCUAUGGUGAGAUCUGUGCUUGAUAAGACCAAGCAUUCAGUAGAGAGCAUGAUUACGACGCUGGACCCCGGCAUGGCUCCCUAUAUCAAAUCUGGAGGUGAAUUGGAUAUUGUUGUAACCUCAAAUAAAGAAGUGAAAGUGGCUGCUGUUCGAGAUGCCUUCCAGGAAGUCUUUGGCUUAGCUGUGGUUGUGGGGGAAGCUGGACAGUCCAAUAUCGCCCCACAGCCGGUAGGCUAUGCAGCUGGAUUAAAGGGUGCCCAGGAACGCAUAGACAGCCUGCGGAGGACGGGCGCAAUCCACGAGAAGCAGACUGCUGUGUCAGUGGAAAACUUCAUCGCUGAGCUGCUGCCCGACAAGUGGUUUGACAUCGGCUGCUUGGUGGUUGAGGACCCAGUGCAUGGCAUCCGCCUGGAGGCCUUUACUCAAGCCACACCGGUGCCUUUGGAGUUUGUGCAGCAGGCACAAAGCCUGACUCCCCAGGACUACAAUCUGAGGUGGUCAGGCCUUUUGGUGACAGUGGGGGAAGUCCUGGAAAAGAGCUUGGUAAACGUCAGCCGGACUGAUUGGCACCUUGCUUUCACUGGCAUGUCUCGCCGACAGAUGAUCUACAGCGCCGCCAAGGCUCUGGCGGGCAUGUAUAAGCAGCGCCUGCCACCCAGGCCCAUGUGAGACCAGCCGCUGGGACAUGGAGACCUGCCGUCACCCGGCUCUGUUAGAGGAGACUGGAUAGUUCAGAGAAUCCAACAGUUCUUACAAUUGUCCUGUGGGCUGCAGUCCUUUUAAAAGAAUAAACAAUGAAAUAAAGGCACAGCAUAUUCCAGUAAACAGAAGAAGUAGAUCCUCUUUUCACUGUUGUGAUUUCAUAUGUCCUAGUUCCCCCAAAUAUACACAUAUAUUUACAGCACAAUUCAGUAUACCAAAUUUCUAACGUGGAAAUCCGUGUUCACAAAUAGAUGAUUGUCCUCGGCUCUUCUGGUUUCUUAAGAACAGGUCUCUGUUACCUGCCCUGUUAAUCCUGUGUCGUCUGUGUGUGCACAUGAUCUCAGGUUUGGCGGUGAGCAGUGCACAUUCUCAACAAUGGACCUGACAUGCUUGCUGGGGCUUGGGGGUUUGUGCACAGUUCCUUGUGUUUUAUAGAAUAUGGGCCAAAUUAACAGAAUGGAUAGUUUUUAUCAUUAUGUAUGUAUAGUUUAGAAGUUAUUCUUGUUUCCUUUUUGUUUUAAACUUGGGCAUUUUGCAGAUUCAUAACUAUGAACAUCAGAAAAUAACGUUUUAUUUUUCUUCAUUGCUAUGUGAGAACUAAAGGGCAGAUCAUCCAAAUCUAUUUUAGAUCAGAUAUGUAUUUGUGGUUUUAUUGUUGUUGUUGAGAGUUUUAAAAUUUUUUUGUGUAUUGAUGUUUUACUUGUAUGUCUAUGUACCAUGUGUACAGUGCCCAGGGAGGCCAGAAGAGGGCAUCAGACCCUGAAACUGGAGUCACAGAUGGUUGUGAGCAACCAUAUCGGUGCUGGGAAUUGAACCUGGUUCUUCUAGAAGAGCAAUCAAUGUUCUUAACCCCUGAACCAUCUCUCCAGCCCUUGUGUCAUUUAGUAUAAUGGUGCUGGCACUUCCACAAAUUGACUGUCAUGACAGCUGCUCCUCCUGCAUCUACUCACCGUCCCCAGAUUAUAAGAGGGGAUCCCCUUCUCUUGGGAUGGUAUGUGUUUUCUUUAAUGAAAGUUCCUUUUUUUAUUAUUUGAGAAGUUCAUGUAGUGUGUUCUGAUAACACUUGUCUCCCACCCCUUCCAUGCUCCCCCUUGUCCUCUUUACCGAGUCCAGUUUGUACUGCCCAAAUAGGUGUUAGGCUAGCAACCAGUUGGCCUACGAGGGACUAUACCCUUGGAAAUUGACUAUCCCUCAGAACCCAUCAGCUGCCAAUAGCGCCCCAGUUGGGGGGAGUGGGGUACUCAUGGGCUCACCCCUGCUGGAUGUUGAUCAGCUGGACCUUGAGUAUGUCUGAUGUUGUUUCCUGUUUGCCUUAAGCACAGCUUGACUUUUCUAACUGUGCCCGUCUGCCUUUAUUUCUUAUGGAUGUUUUCAAGGGAAUGAUUUUAUAUUCGAUGUAGUUUAUUUACUCCAUUGCAUUUAGUGAAUGCUUUUUUCUCCCUGAAAUAAUAUAUUUUACCAUUUGGGGAUUUACAUAAGUCAAAAUAAAGUAAAAGAUUUUCCUACACAGUUAACUCUA